Trichoderma atroviride IMI 206040 is the source of this 1209-nucleotide messenger RNA. RefSeq lists its product as uncharacterized. Gene Ontology annotation, biological process: regulation of DNA-templated transcription. The record is from RefSeq and is a predicted model, not a curated record. Gene Ontology annotation, molecular function: DNA-binding transcription factor activity, RNA polymerase II-specific; zinc ion binding. Lineage: Eukaryota; Fungi; Ascomycota; Sordariomycetes; Hypocreales; Hypocreaceae.
AUGCAACCUGCGAUGCCACCACCAAGGUCUCCCUCCAGAAAUUUUAGGGGGCCCCAAGAUCCCACAAUGGCAUCUACCAUCCGAGGAAAUGCUACCCAUGUCUUGAAGCGAUCUUUCUCGACACCUUCAGUGGGUGGUGUAGCAUCAACAUCGUUCUUAGAGUCUCAACCACUAGCGCCGCAGAUGAAUGAAAAGAAGAGAAACAAGCUAGGCUACCAUAGAACAUCGAUUGCCUGUGGUCAUUGUCGCCGACGCAAAAUACGCUGCAUUAUAUCCUCCGAGGACCAGAAUCGAUGUGUAAACUGUAUACGGCUCAAGAAAGAGUGCAGCUUUCACCCGGUAGACCAGCAGCAACCAUAUGAUCAGAAACUGCCGCCUCAAACGCCCACUGGAUCCAGCAUCGCGACGGCCUCCUCAUCGCCGGCAAUAUCUCGUGGCAGUUCCGUUGACCAAGGAUCACAACGACAGAAUUAUCCUGCCAUACCUGUUGCGCAGGUGCCGAACAUUGGAGCCUCAACACCUCAAAGCGAAUACUUUCCGCCGACCUUGGAAGGUUCAGCGAACUCCAUGCAAUCCGGAUCAUCGUAUGGUGUAGGCGAGCAGCCCUCAAGAAGCUGGGUGUCUACAGACACAGAUCCAAGCGCAAUGUCGAAACCUCGCGGUCAAAAUAUGUGGCAACAGUCAUAUCAAGGAGACGUUUCAAUGAGCUUAGGUGGCCAGAUUUCUCCAUACACAGAUCCGAAUACCGUGUCUGCCGCCUGGGCAAAUUCGAAUUUUGGACAUGGAAAUGAAAUGGGGUGGAAUAGCGGCAUGCCACCACCUCCUCGAUCGAUGUCCUUUAGCGGAGAAGUUCUAGGUAGCCAUCAUACACCUCAGUACUAUCCAACACCACAUCAUAAUCCGGUUUACGAAAGGCAGACCCAGCAUUUUCCUCACAUCUACGGCGCGGUGCCUGUUAACGAAACGGACGAGAAUAUUGAACAAGCCAUCGAUCCAGCAAUAAUGGGCGCUGCUGUGCCCUCGACAGCGCCUGUACCUUGGCAGCAGCAGCAGCAACAACAACAACACCAGCCGCAGCCGCAGCAGCAUCAGCAGACGCAGCAACAUCAACAUCAACACCAGCACCAACAAGUACAAGACACACAGGUAGGAGGUGCUUACCGUGGGUGGACAGGGUAUGGUGAGAAUGAUGGGGCAGGUCGCAUGUAG